Cajanus cajan (pigeon pea) is the source of this 1344-nucleotide messenger RNA. Its product is annotated as retrovirus-related Pol polyprotein from transposon RE2. Lineage: Eukaryota; Viridiplantae; Streptophyta; Magnoliopsida; Fabales; Fabaceae. The record is from RefSeq and is a predicted model, not a curated record.
UGGCAAAGGGAUAUACUCAGGUUUACGGCCUCGACUAUAGUGACACUUUCUCUCCUGUGGCCAAGCUUCCUACUGUUCGUCUCUUUCUUGCUAUGGCAGCUAUUCGUCAUUGGCCUCUCCACCAAUUAGACAUUAAAAAUGCCUUCCUUCAUGGUGAGUUGGAGGAGGAAAUUUACAUGGAGCAACCUCCUGGAUUUGUUGCUCAGGGGGAGUCUGGUUUAGUUUGUAAAUUGCGAAGAUCUCUUUAUGGCCUCAAACAAUCUCCUCGAGCUUGGUUUGGAAAAUUUAGUCAUGUUGUACAAGACUUUGGGCUUAAAAGAAGUGAAGCAGACCACUCAGUUUUCUACUGUCAUACUUCACCUGGGAGAUGUGUUUAUUUGAUUGUUUAUGUCGAUGACAUAGUGAUUACAGGAAACGAUGUAUCUACAAUCUCUCAAUUGAAGAAACAUUUGUUUAACCAUUUUCAGACCAAAGAUUUGGGACCUCUAAAAUAUUUUCUUGGUAUCGAGGUUGCCCAAUCAAAGGAAGGCAUUGUGAUCUCUCAAAGGAAGUAUGCUUUGGACAUUUUAGAGGAAACAGGCAUGACUGAUUGCAGACCCAUUGAUAGUCCUAUGGAUCCUAACCAAAAACUAAUGACUAAUCAAGGUGAACCGUUUGCAGAUCCAGAAAGGUAUAGGAGAUUGGUUGGAAAACUCAUUUACCUUACAAUUACAAGACCUGAUCUCUCUUUUGCAGUGGGGAUUGUUAGUCAGUUUAUGCAGGCUCCUCAUAUCGAUCAUUGGAAUGCUGUUUUGCGUAUUCUUAGAUAUAUCAAAAAGGCUCCAGGACAAGGAUUACUGUAUGAGGAUAAAGGAGACAGUAGGAUUUCUGGAUACUGUGAUGCUGAUUGGGCAGGAUGUCCCAUAGACCGACGUUCCACUACUGGUUACUGUGUAUUCCUAGGUGGAAAUCUCAUAUCUUGGAAGAGUAAAAAGCAAAAUGUUGUUGCCCGAUCUAGUGCUGAGGCUGAAUAUCGUGCUAUGGCCUUAAUUACUUGUGAGCUUAUGUGGAUUAAGCAACUUCUUCAAGAGUUAAAUUUUUGUGAAGGCCAUCCAAUGAAAUUGUAUUGUGAUAAUCAGGCUGCGCUCCACAUUGCUUCCAAUCCAGUAUUUCAUGAGAGAACCAAACAUAUAGAAGUUGACUGUCAUUUUGUUAGAGAAAAGUUGCUGUCUAAGGAAAUUGUCACUGAAUUUGUCACAUCCAAUGAACAACUUGCAGAUGUUAUGACUAAGUCAUUGAGGGGGCCUCGCAUUCAGUUUUUAUGUUCCAAGCUUGGUGCAUACAAUCUAUAUGCUCCAGCUUGAG